Molecule: messenger RNA, 996 nt
Organism: Paramecium tetraurelia
Lineage: Eukaryota; Ciliophora; Oligohymenophorea; Peniculida; Parameciidae
Exons: 2
Source: RefSeq, a predicted model, not a curated record
AUGGAAUAAUAAUUGAUUGAAAAUAGGAGAAUUACGUCUUUGUUUUGCUAAAGUAUUAAAUCUUGUAAAAAAAUAUCCAUUGGACAUAUUGUUUACUGCAUAUGCAAAAUCAUAAUCGCUGUUAUUUUAUUAACUAUUAAUGCAACAUAAUCUUGUGUAUGGGAAGGUGCAAACACUUGGAUGACAAUAGUGAUAGGAGAGUCUAUUUUAGAACUAGUUAUAUUUUCAGUUAUAAUUCAAUUGAUUAAAAUAACACCUACACUCUUGAAUGUUGGUGAAGAAUUACAUUAGGUUAUAUAUGCUGAAAAUUCGUAAAUUGAGAGUUACGGGGACAUAUCCGAAUUCUUAGCCAAUUCUAUUGAUGACUAAACUACAUAGAUUCCUGAAAGGGAGUUUGAAAAAAAAAAAGUAUUGUUGGCUUAAUAAGUUUUAUAAGAAAUUUUCAAAAUUCACUCUCCUCUUAAACACUCUAGACAUCUCGUAUUUAUAAUCAAUUAAGGAUUGUUAAUAUGGGGAUUCAUACUCGGAUUUGAAAUUCCAUAUGAUUUGAAUAGUGACUGUAGGAGCAGACUUAUAAUAGCCAUUUACAUAUUCUUAUUUUAUACAAUAUGCUACUACCUGGAUGUCUAUAUUUUAAUAAUCAUAAUUUUGAUUGCCUUGCCUUUUGUUGCAAUGUUUUUGAUUUACAAAAAACUAACACAACCAAAAGGAAAAAAGGAUACAGAUUAAAUAAUAGAAGAACUUAAGAAACAGUAUUUAGUUAAAUACUCUCCAAAUCUAAUUGAAGGGGUGCCAGAAUGCAAAAUUUGCAUGCAAACCUAUUAAUUGGAAGAAGAAGUGUUAAAAUUGCCCUGUCAUGAAUCUCAUAACUAUCAUUUAAUAUGCAUCUCCGCUUGGUUUAAGGUCAAUUUGAAUUGUCCUGUGUGUCGAAAAAGUUAUGCUGAAGAAGAGAAUAAUGAGUAAAACCUAGAAGAUAUCAAUUAAGUUCCAUAAUGA